Molecule: messenger RNA, 669 nt
Organism: Panicum hallii
Lineage: Eukaryota; Viridiplantae; Streptophyta; Magnoliopsida; Poales; Poaceae
Product: vegetative cell wall protein gp1-like
Exons: 4
Coding region: 1-669 (222 amino acids)
Source: RefSeq, a predicted model, not a curated record
AUGAGGUCCCACGCCACGGCCCCGAAGCCUGUCGCCGCCGCCGCCCCCGAGGUCCCACGCCACGGCACCGAGGCCCGCCGCCGCCCCUCAGGCCCCACGCAGUGCCCUCGCAGGCCCCGCCACCGCCCUCGAGGCCCCACGCCGUGCCCCCGCGGCCCGCUGCUGCCCCGCAAGCCCCCGCCGCCACCCCCGAGGCUCCACGCUGUGCCCCUGCGGCCCGCCACCACCCCCGAGGCCCCACGUCGUGCCCCUGCGGUCCGCUGCCGCCUCGCAGGGCCCCGCUGCCGCCCACGAGGCUCCACGCCGUGCCCCUAUGGCCCGUCCCCACCCCCGAGGCCCCACGCCGUGCCCCGUGGCCCACCGCCGCCCACAGCUAAUCUGAAACGAGCGGUGAACAUUAAAGAUGAGCGUAAUGGAGCCUUUGAAGUUGAUAUUGGGAUGGCACUUGACAGAUUAGAUGGUGACACUGGUGAUGUAAUAGUUUCUGAGCAAGAAGAGGAAGGUAGAGGUGCGGAUGAUGAAGAAUAUGUCGCGAAUGUGGAUGGCAAUGGAGAUGGAGGUAGUGGAGAGGGAGAUGGGGGCAAGGACAGAGAAAAGUGUGAGGAUAGAGUUGGAGAUGCAGAGGAGGAGGAAGAGGAGGAUACUGCUACUCAAGCUGUGUUCAGGUAG